AUGUUUAUUAUUAUUAUUACAUUGAUACAAUUAAUAUUGACCUAAAACAUAAACGAUUAUAUAUUUUCCCCAUUUCCUGUAAAAGAACAUUAAAUAAGCUAAUAUUAAGCGGCAUCUACCCGAGUUAAAAUUGGUAAAAAUAGCAACUUGGUAUUUGUUUCUUGUGGAUAUGGAGGAAUUAUGAUUAUUGAUUAAACCACAAAUUAAUUAAUAUAUAACUAACCUUCUUCCGAAUUUUUACAUAGUCUUGAAGUUACAUCAGAUGGAUAAUAUAUUUAUAUGUCAUAUUAGCAAAAAUUUAGCGUAUUUAAAUUUAAUAAGGAAUAAAUAGCCCUUAAUUUUAUAACAAGUAUUGAUUUUUACCCAUAAAGUACUAUAACAGAUAUUGUUUUAGAAAAAAAAGAAGAAAUCAUAUUUGUUGUGGGAUUAAAUGGCGCAGUAAUGUGUUAUUAUGUAGGAAUUAAAAGCGAAAUUAAAUAUUUAGCUUAAUUUAAUACUAAAUCAAAUAUAAUACAUAUGGUAACAGUUUCUGAAGAUGGCCAAUGGAUUUUUUUAGGAGAUGAUUUAAAUGGUUUAAUGGUUUUAAAAUUAUUAUAAAUUGAAUAAUUUUAGUUUACAUUUGUAAAGGCAGCUUAAGGAUUUACCAAGUGGAAAACCUGGGCCGUGAAAAUAACUAAAGAUAAGAAAUAUGCAUAUUGUUUAGACAAUUGGAAUGGGAUUUUUAUUGCUAAUUUAUCUUUUUUAUACUCUUUAAAUGAAGAAAAUUUUCCUUAAUAGAUUAUUUUUAAUGAAAGAUUUUGGCCUUUUUUAGAAAUAAAUCCUUCUGUAUAUUCUUUGUGGAUUAAUCAAAAAGAGAAUUUAUUGUUAGUUGGAGUUAGGUCUUAAGGAAUAUUUAUUUUUGAUAUUUAAAAUAAAGAUGAACAGCCGAUAUUUGUUUAUUAAAUUCAAGUUGAAGCUCAUGCUUUUGAUAUUACUAUGUCUUCUUCAGAAGAUAAAAUAUAUUUCGUAAAUGCAAAAAGUGUCUAUAUUUUUUAAAAAUCGAUUCCAAAUCUAAAUUAAAAUUUUCCUAAUUUAUUCAAUACACAUUAAGUUAAUAUUACCUCUUUUUCAGAUAGUUUUUAUAAAUGGAGAUGCUAUGUAGAUGCUUAGACUAGAUUUUUUUUCGGAGCUUUUGAUGACAAAGGCCUUUUUGUAUUAUCUAUAGAAAAUAAAGACAUUAAUAAAAUGAAAAUUAUACAAAAUAUAAAAUUUGAACCUGCCACACUUGUAGAUUCUUUAAUUUUUUAUGAAGAAGAAAAUCUCUUAUAUGUUCCUGUUUAAGAAAACAAUUCAGUAAUAUAUACAUUUGAUGUUUCUAAUAUGAACGAACCAAUAAUUAUCGAUAAAUUAUGGGUUGAAUCUCCUUAGCAUGCAGAACAUAUAGUUUUUAGUAAAGAUAAAAAUUAUAUUGUUAUAUCUUUCGAUGAUAGUGUUUUGUAUGUAAAUGCUAGAAAUAAAAAGAAACUAGAAACUCUUUGUAGAUGGAUUAAAUAACCCGAAAUGACAGGAGAGAACGCAGGAGCUUUUUCGACAAAUAACAAUUAAUUUAUAAUAGGUACAGUUAGAAAUUAUGGAAUAUACAUACUCGAUGUUGAAAUUCCAUAAAAACCAGUUUUAGUAAAUUAAAUGUAAACUCUAGGAGCUGAAGGUAUUAUAAGGAGCUUUAAAAACGAUAAUGUGGCAUAUUUAUAUGAUGGCUUUAAGGGUAUUAUUAUCCUUGAUUUAUCUAAAUUGCCUGAAAUAUAGAUUUUUUCAAGGAUUAAUACAUCCGGUUGGGCAAAUUUAGUGACUUCGAUUUUAAACGAGGAUUUUUUGAUAAUUUCUACUAUGGAAUCUGGAAUGAUUAGUUUAGUGGACAUUCGUGAAAUUAAACAGCCGAAAAUCAUCAGUAAAUUUUAAAUAGGAAAAUAAUCUUCACAAUCACAUUGCUUAACAUAAGAAUUAACAUAUAUGCUGAUAAAUAAUGACUUAGGAACAGCAAUUUUGCCUAUAAAAAAUAAUAUUUUAUUACACACAGAAAUCCGUAUUUUGUAAAAAGAAGGAAACUCGACAAGUAUUAGUGGAGAAGAUCGAAUUCUUAUUGGAUAAUAGGCAGAAUUUUCUUUUAUGGUCAUUUAUCCAGAAGAGGGAGUGUAAAUUUAGAAUAUUUUUUAUUAUUAAAAUUAUGAAAUUAAAGCUAUUCCCUUCUGGAUGACUUUUAAUAGAAUUUCCAAAAGUCUUCUUUUGAAUGUAGUAAAAGAUGCGUUAGGAAAUUCAGAAAAUAAAGAAAAUUUAAAUACAAUCUUAGUUUAGAUAAGCGUCCCUAUAUAGGAAAGUGCAUUUAUAGAUGAAGAUUUAAAAAUUAAUAUAGAUACAAGUUUAGAAAUACAUCAAAUUUUAAAAGAAAAAGGAAUCAUAUCUCCCUAAAAUUAUUUGGAUUCUUUAGAUUCUCUAACUGCUUAAACAAUUCAAAAUAUAGCAAAUGAAAAAAUUCUAGAUUAAAUUCGCUUUUUCGAGUUAAUAAAAAUAAAACUUUAAAAAAGCAAAAGCAUGAACCCUGUUUUGUUUGAAGUAAAAGCAUCUUUAUAAUUCAAUACAAGUAAUACUUCAUAAUAUAUAAGUAGCAUUUCUGAAAAACUAAACGUCUAUCUUACUAUUGAUAAAGAAAUUGGAAAGUUUGUAUUAAUAAAUUACCCUAAUGUAAUCAUAUCAGCGACUGAUUCGUAAGAUUAAUUAAAAUUAGAAGGAAAUUUAGUUAGUAUAAACAAAGUUUUUGAAUAGAAAAUAACCUAUUCAUUAAAAGAUAAAAAUUUCAAUGGCAAUAAUGAAAUAGAAAUUUUAAUUUAAGACAAUAUAAAUUUUGAUAUAAAGCAAAAAUAUCUCAUAAAUGAGUGUAAUUUUAUAAAACUUAAUUUUGAAGUGGUUUUAAACCAAACUAAAACACUAUAAAGUCAAAUAAAUAAAGUUUUUUCAAAAUCAAUCGUUCCUAUAGAGACUGACCUCGUCAUAGAAUUUGAAAAAAACACUUUUAUAGACAAAGAUACUCCCAAAUUAUUUUAUUCAGCCUUUGUUUUACAAGGAAAUCAGUUUUAAGUGUUAUAAACCGAUUUCUGGUUACAAUUUGAUGCAGAUUAGUUAAAAUUUAGAGGAAAAGCACCUGCAAAUUAUCUGUAUGAAAAAUUCACAUUUAAAGUUUUGGCUUCUGAUGGUUAUUCAGAAGCUUUUGAUACUUUUAUUUUAAGAGUAGAAAGCCUUCCAUUUAUUUUUAUUUUAGACUAUUUAAUUAAGAUUUUUGGACCAAUUAUUGGCUUUUUUGGAAUUAUUAAAUAUAAAGCAAUUUUCUUGAAUAUUUUGCUAUUUAAAAGAGUUAUGUAUUCUUAAGAAAUAAUAAAUAUAAAUAAAAUGUAUCUUAAAAAAAUAAAUCUAAUAGGAGAUGAGGCAGAAAGAGCGUACUCCAUUUUCUAAUCUUUUCUAAGCAAUAACAAAGAUAAAAUGGGUAAAUAUACUGAACCCUUAAUACAUACGAUGUUAGAAAACACAUCCAUCUAAUCAACCCAAAAAGAAAAAAAAAUAAUAAAAAAACUGCACAAAAUAGACGAUGAAGACGAAGAUUAUGCACUAAAAAAUACCAUUGAAAUACUAAAAACACAAAAAUAAAUAUAAAAAAAAAGCAUAUUUAUCUUAUAAUAUAUCAAUUUAGAUGGUACUGUAAAUAUUUAGAAAGUAGUUUCUGAUAUACAAAGGCAAUAGACAGAGUAUAAAUAUAAAGGGAGAACUUUUACAGCUAAAAACCACACUUAAGAUUUCCAAAAUAAGCAUAAUAAAUUCAAUUUAUGUUUGAGGGCUUAAAUCGCAUAAUUUUUUAUUGAAAACGAUGUAAGAACUUAUGCUGUUUAUAAAUACUUGAAACAUUUUUCACUUAAAAACUUUUAAUAUACAUAAAAUGAUUGGUAUAAAAUGUAUGUAGAAAUUAUUGCUACAGAAGAACUUGAUAAAACAGGUUUACCAGUCCCUUUUCCUUAGGUUAAUAUUAAAGAUAAAGCUUUAGAUUUGGCUUUAAAUAAAGUAUGCUUUUAUUAUUAAAAAAUAGAAAAAAUAGAAAAAAUAGACAAAAGUGACUAAAAUAAGAAAAGUUUUCUCAAUAUAAACUUCUAAUUAUUAAAAAUAGUACUUAUAGCGGAUACUUUUGGUAUUUUAAGACAAUCAGCGCCUACUUUCAGGCCUUCUGUAGGUGAAUCGAUCCAUUUACAUUCACAUUAAAUAGCUUCUGUAGAAGCUUUCAAGUAAAUAAAGAAUUCUCACUGCAUGUUCUUGAGAAAACUAUUGUAUUUUGACUAUGUACAUUAUGGGACAUCGAAAAACAUCAAUUUACCGAAUUGGAUUGCAUUUGAUUAGAAAAAUGGAAUUAUUACACUUUAAGGAAUGCCAGAAAGUUAAGAUGUGGAUGAAAUUUUGAUUAGAAUUUUCGAUGAUGAAGAAUAAUGUAUUAGGCAGUUUAUUCUGAAAAUCGUAAACGAAUUUUAAGAAGAUGAUUAUGAAAAAAGUUUUUAAGAAAGACAAGAGGAAAAUUUUGUUGAAAAUAUAGGAGAAGAAUGCUAAAGUAGUCAUAAUAAUGUGAUUUAAUAAUUUAGUGGAGUCUUUAAAGGGAAUUUGAAUAAACAACUUGGGAUUUACCAAUUUUUUAAGAAUUUAACUUAUGUUUAUGGGAACAAUAAUUUAAACACAUGA
This is a messenger RNA of Ichthyophthirius multifiliis, 4746 nucleotides long. RefSeq lists its product as hypothetical. Gene Ontology annotation, molecular function: calcium ion binding; protein binding. Gene Ontology annotation, cellular component: membrane. The record is from RefSeq and is a predicted model, not a curated record. The transcript is spliced from 2 exons. NCBI's taxonomy places the organism in Eukaryota, Ciliophora, Oligohymenophorea, Hymenostomatida.